Messenger RNA from Corylus avellana, 633 nucleotides. Lineage: Eukaryota; Viridiplantae; Streptophyta; Magnoliopsida; Fagales; Betulaceae. The record is from RefSeq and is a predicted model, not a curated record.
AUGACGGUGGAAGCAGAUAAAGAAGCAGAAGGGAAAAAAGACAGCAUAGCAGCUGUUGGAAAGUUCAAUAGCAAUGUUCCUGAUCUUCAAGUCUUUAGUUAUGCUGAUAUUGAUGAGCCUACAAACAAAUUUGCAUUUGAAAAUAAGCUAGGAGAGGGUGGUUAUGGUCCCGUUUACAAGGGUAUACUAGCAAACGGAGAGGAAAUAGCAAUUAAAAAACUUUCAAAAGCUUCCACACAGGGAUUUGAGGAGUUCAAGAAUGAAGUUACACUCGCAGCAAAACUACAACAUGUUAAUCUUGUGAGAGUUUUGGGAUUUUGCAUUGAAAGGAAUGAACAAAUGCUGAUCUAUGAGUACAUGCCUAACAAAAGCUUGGACUUCUACCUCUUUGAUCUUGCUAGACAAUCUCUUUUGGAUUGGAGAAAACGAGUUGAUAUCAUCGAAGGGAUUACUCAAGGUCUUCUAUAUCUCCAAGAAUACUCACGAUUUACAAUCAUUCAUCGAGACCUCAAAGCUUGUAACAUUUUACUUGACAUCGAAAUGAAACCUAAGAUUUCAGAUUUUGGUAUGGCUAAAAUUUUCAUGAAAGAUGAACAUGAAGCAAAUACAGGCCGAAUUGUUGGAACAUAUUAA